UUGUGAGGUGCUCGGUUGACUGCGAAAACAUGAUCAUUUUUUUCUCUCUUGCACAGCAAGUCCUGUGAUUGAGAGACUAUCCCAGAAUGCCAGAGACGUCUAAUGAAACAGAGGCGCAUCACGAUCAACAACCACCAGAGACAGAGACUGCGAAUUCGAGUCCGAAAGACCUUUCCCUCCGCGGCCCUGGGAGGGUCUACCCUCUGCGAUCGAUUAUCGCCCCGACACAUCCUUUAGCCCUCCCCUAUCGACCGGCGUCGCCCACCAGUUCACCACAUGUUCACAGCCUGUGCAACGAAAACCUUGAGUUGGGUGCGGAGGAGGACGAGAACUUGGAUUUGGCUCGGAUUAGUCAGUCGACCACCCCGCCGCCUCCCGAGCAGCGCAUCUCGUCAUGUGACUCCCCCAAGCACCACCACCACCACCAGCUCGACUCUCCUGCCGGGCCGGGGUCGAUAACACCGAAGUCCGUCGAUCAUGUCUCGGCGUCGGAAGGAAGAGAGGCUCUCAGCCUGGAGAAUCUUGGCGCACUCACACCUUCCUCCACACGGCGACACUACGAUGCUGCAGACUCCGAUGAGGACAGCCUUGCGACCGUCAGUACCAGCAAGACCACCAUCCACGUGUGUGAAGAUGAACCAAUCCAUAGACCCGGCGCAGUGCAAUGUUUCGGUGCGUUGGUGGUGUUGGAGGAGUUGUCCGAGGGGUUGCUCACGGUACAGAUAGCCAGUGAGAAUUCAGAGGCCAUCAUCGGCCACUCGCCCCAGAAUCUAUUCACCCUGAACAGUUUCUCCGACCUGCUGCGCAACGAUCAGGAUGGCAUACUGAGGGAUCAUGUGCAGCUGACCGAGGAAGAUCAGUGGAGCCCGUCAGCGGACGGGCCGGAAAUCUUCAAACUAUCCAUCAACGACCGACACGGCCAUCCGCAGCGAUUCUGGUCCGCCGUCCAUCGCAAUCCCGCGCACUGGCAUCUGAUCAUCUGCGAGUUCGAGAGCGAGAUCGACCGCUUGAACCCGGUCAACACCGCCGGACAGACCCUCCCGGCGAAGCCGACGGACGUCUUAGGAUAUGACCCGACCCCCGACCAGAUCGCCAGCAGCACCGUGAAGAGAAGCCAGCCCUUGCGAUUGCUACGGAAUAGACGAAGGAAGCCCGGCGAGAUGGCCUCGAUGGAAGUGCUCAACAUUAUCAGUAAGGUUCAAGAUCAACUGGGCAGGACGCAUGACCCAGACACGCUUUUGAACGUCUCCAUUGGGCUGAUCAAAGAGCUGACCGGGUAUCAUCGUGUCAUGAUUUACCAGUUCGACAAUGAGAAGAAUGGAAACGUUGUUGCGGAGCUUGCCGACCCGCGAUUUACCAAGGACAUCUUUAAAGGGCUUUCAUUCCCCGCUGCUGAUAUCCCCCGACAGGCUCGUGAGCUUUAUACACGGAGCAAAGUCCGAUUACUGUAUAACCGCGAUCACAUCAACUCCCCAUUAGUAUCCCGGGACUUCGAGCAUGCCACAGUUCCGUUGGACAUGUCUUAUGCCUUUCUACGCGCAAUGUCGCCGUACCAUCUCAAAUACCUGGCUCGAAUGUGUGUCCGCUCUUCGAUGUCGAUCAGUAUCAGCGAUCAGGAGGAUCUAUGGGGGUUGAUCAUAUGUCAUUCAUAUGGGGACCACGGCAUGAGAGUACCGUUCCCGGUCAUUCGACUUACCCGAUUAAUUGGCGAUUCGGUGUAUCAGAAUAUCAGGCGGCUUUCCUGUAUGUCGCACCUGGAAUCCAGCAACCCGGUAAGCCAGGCGGCUGCUUCCGAGAUCCUGAACCAGGAAAGCCACACAUCGGAGGCGUUGCUCAACCUCUUUGACGCAGACUUCGCGGCUCUUUCCAUCCGGGGAAGAACGAGUAUACUCGGCGAGUCGACGGAUUUUCAAGAGAUCCUAGCUGUGGUCGAAUACUUUCGAUCCAAGAAGCUAGGCUCUGUUGUGGCGUCUAAUAAUAUCGGGCGAGAUUUUCCGGACCUUCAUUUCCCCCCAGGUAUCCAUUCGGUAUCAGGUGUGAUGUACGCGCCACUCUCGUUGCACAAGGAAAAUUUUAUCGUCUUUUUCCGCCGUGUGCAAAUGAGAGAUAUUCGGUGGGGUGGGAAUCCGUAUGAUAAGGUACCCUUAGAGCCCCGACAAGACUUUCGGGUGUGGCGAGAGACCGUCGUGGACCGGUCUCGCGAAUGGACUACAUUGCAGACCGAUAAUGCAGCUGUUUUGGGCAUGGUGGGCUCGCAAGUCUCGAGCAACUGGAAAAAGGAGACCGAAACGCCAUCGUCAUCUGAUCGACAUCUGAAGUCAGGCGACGAUAUUCGCAAUACUCUGAACACGAUCAUGAAGAACCUUGGGGUGGUUCUAGGGGACUCCUUUGAUCUGGAAUUUCAAGACAGCAUCAGCCGAUCGUACUCCGCCUCCAAAUCUCUCCUCUAUGUUAUCAACGACCUCCUCGACCUUACUAAGAAGGAACAAGGGUACAACCUUAUCAAGGAUGAACUGUUUGAUAUUUCCUCUUGCUUCCAGGGAGCGACCAAGAUGUUCGAGGCCGAGGCACAGCGCAAAGGGCUGUCCUACAAGAUCGUCCACCAGCCUGGGAUGCCCAAGGGUGUCCUUGGCGAUGAGCGGCGCGUGCGCCAGGUGAUUUCGAACCUCAUCUCCAACGCCAUGCAACACACCUCCGAGGGGGGGAUUACCGUCGAGAUGUGGCAGGACGCGGUCAGUCCCGCACCCGGGCGGGUCAUCAUCAACAUCACCGUUGUUGACACAGGGUGUGGUAUGUCCUCCGAGAAGUUGGAUACCAUCUUCUGCGAGUUGGAGGAGAUCUCAUGGGAGAGGAAGGGCAAGACCGACGGCCUUGCCGCCACCGAAUCGAAUCCCCAGAAACCACAUGUUCUCGGCGUGGGGCUCGCCUUGGUUUCUCGGAUUGUGCGCAAUUGCCACGGGCAACUGGUGGUUCAUUCCGAAGAAGGGAAAGGUAGUCGAUUCGCAAUAUCCCUGCAGUUUGAUACCGGGUAGUAUACGCACCCGGCACGACCUCCACGAUCACCCGGUCUCUUCGGGCGCGACGAGCUUUUUGUCUCCGUGUUUUGAAUGGCUAGCGCACAUGAAUUAGCCCUCGGAUUCUUUUCUUUUUUCUUCCUUCCACGCAGGGGGUAAGGCAGCCUCGAAGAUCAUUUAGAUCCGAUCUUUCCAGGAUUACUUGCCCUGCUGCUCUGUAUAUAUAUACAUCCUUUCUUUGGGGGUUUCUUUUGUUGCAUUAUCACGGUUGAUAGCGUUCAAGCCGGCCAUCCCAUUUGGACAUGAUUUUGACUUCGGGAUUAUUUUUUGGGCUCCUGGGAUUUGUGAAGAAUGAAUGACGAUAUUGAUGAUUAAAAUACAUUGAGGGCAGACUAAUUCGUGAUGGAUGACACCAUUUCCAUAGAUUUUGAAG
Molecule: messenger RNA, 3447 nt
Organism: Aspergillus homomorphus CBS 101889
Lineage: Eukaryota; Fungi; Ascomycota; Eurotiomycetes; Eurotiales; Aspergillaceae
Exons: 1
Coding region: 87-3032 (981 amino acids)
Biological process (GO): detection of visible light; regulation of DNA-templated transcription; phosphorylation
Molecular function (GO): transferase activity, transferring phosphorus-containing groups; protein binding
Source: RefSeq, a predicted model, not a curated record